AUGGCAGGAUUUCGUCUUUUAGAUUUGGUUAAAUUCUUUUUACCAAUUCUACCAGAAAUAGAAUACCCAUUUGAAAAAAUUAGUUUUGAUGAAAGAAUAGUAUAUACGGUUAGUUGUGCUGUAAUAUUCUUAUUUGGACAAUUACCAAUUUAUGGAUUAAAAAAAAAUGCACAAUUUUAUAUUGAAGAUCCAUUUUAUAAUUUUAGAUCAAUCUUCAGUAUGCAACAAGGUACAUUAUUAGAAUUUGGUUUAUUACCAGUUUUAACUUCAGGUUUUAUUUGGCAAAUUGCUGUUGGAUUAAGAUUAAUUAAUGUUAAUUUAGGAAAUAGAUUAGAUAGAGAAUUAUUUCAAACUGGACAAAAAUUAACUUCAUUCAUUUUGGCUAUAAUUUAUACUGUUAUUUUCAUUUAUGUUGGAUAUUUUGAUAAUGUUAUAAAAGGUUAUAAUCCAAUUGAAAUUGGUGGUAAUAUUCCAUGGGGUUCAUAUUUUUUAAUUGGUUUACAACUUUGUUCAUGGUCAUGGAUAAUUACUUUAUUGGUUGAAAUUUUUGAUAAAGGUUAUGGAUUUGGAUCUGGUAGUUUAUGUUUUUUAAUUUUAGAAAGUGCAACAAAUUUUAUUGCUGAUUUAGUUGGUGUUGAAAUUUAUCCUUUAGUUAAUUCAAAUAAAUUUGAAACUUAUGGUGCUUCAUUAAAUUUAAUUAAAAAUUUUAAGAUUUUUAGUCCAAAAGAAACUGCAUUUCAAAUUUAUCAUGCAUUUACAAGAAUUCAAUUUCCAAAUUUAACUCAAUUUUAUAUUUCCUUAUUCUCAAUAUUGGUAGUUAUUGGUUUACAAAAUUUUAGAAUUGAAGUUCCGAUUAGAUCAACUAAAAUGAGAGGAAUGAAUAAUAUUUAUCCAAUCAAAUUAUUAUAUUGUGGUGCAUUACCAUUAUUAUUUGCAUAUACAAUAAUUGCAAAUUUGAAAAUAUUCAAUUAUUUGUUUAAUUUUGCAUUAUCUCCAUAUUUCCCAACAUUGACUUUUAAAUUAUAUGGAUCAAGAAAAGUUUUAAAUUCAACUAUUAUUUCAUUUGCAUUUUCUAUAAUUGAGGCUUUUGCAGUUAUUAUUUUAUCUUCUUGGUUUGCUAAUAAAUGGUCAUUUAUUUCUGGUUCUUCUCCAAGAGAUAUUUCAAAACAAUUUAAAGACCAAGGUAUAAGUAUUUCUGGAAAACGUGAUGUUUCAAUAACGAAAGAAUUUAAUAGAAUUAUUCCAGUUGCUUCAGUUUCUGGUGCUUUUAUAAUUGCUGUUGUUGCUGUAAUUGGUGAAUUUUUUGGAGGUUUAGGAAAAGGAGUUUCUGUAAUUGUUGGAGUUGCUUCUGCUUUUGGUAUAUUGGAAGAAUUUAUGAUUGAAUAUCAACAAGCUGGUGGUUCACAAUUUACAAAUGCAUUAAGUGGAUUUCAAUAA
Messenger RNA from Insectozyma verbasci, 1437 nucleotides. The record is from the annotation of a GenBank genome assembly. Lineage: Eukaryota; Fungi; Ascomycota; Pichiomycetes; Serinales; Debaryomycetaceae.